This is a messenger RNA of Ostrea edulis (European flat oyster), 1255 nucleotides long. RefSeq lists its product as uncharacterized. The record is from RefSeq and is a predicted model, not a curated record. NCBI's taxonomy places the organism in Eukaryota, Metazoa, Mollusca, Bivalvia, Ostreida, Ostreidae. The transcript has 4 exons. The coding region runs from base 302 to 1177 and encodes 291 amino acids.
GUUUGUUUUUAAUUUGGAUCAGUGGGUUUUUUAUUUGGUUUAGUGGUGUGUUUUUUUUUAAAUAUUAGACACGAUAACUUUGAACAAACACCACGAUCUUCUUUUUUUUUAAAUUUUAUUUUAUCUAUUUUAUUUUACAUAUUCUUUUUUUUUAUUAAGGUGAAAAAAAACUUGUAUGUUAGGCCUAAGAAGAGAUAUCAGUAUACAUUCUCGAUUCGGUUGAUUUACGAUCGUGACUGUCCCUGCGUUUGGCGGUACGUUCUUAUCGUGAUAAACGUUUUACCGUUUUGGCGCCUUUAGAAUGGUUGCAGAUUUCAUACUAGUUCUGUUGGUGGGACUAUUGAUAACACAGACAGCCCCAGCAGCCCCAACCUUCAGUCGUGGAAUCAAUGUCGGCGAUAUAAGUGAUCACCGCAUUACCGAGUCCUCUGGUCUGGCCUCUAGUCGGAUCCACUCCAAUGUCCUCUACACACAUAACGACAGGGGUGACUCAUCCAGGAUUUUCGCGUUGGACGCCAACUCCGGACAUGUCCUUGCGGAACUGAACAUCAACAAUGCCAGGAAUUAUGAUUGGGAGGAUAUUGCCGUGGGGGUGUGUCCAGGCACACCUACAAAAUCCUGUAUUUACAUAGGAGACACUGGUGACCACUCUGGAGAUGGAAGUGUGAAAAACAUUUACGUGGUGAAUGAGCCAGUCUUGCUAAAGGAUGGAAGCCUGAACCCAAUUAUUACCCUCCAUUAUGAAUGGAAUGUUGUGGACUGCGAAACGAUAAUGGUAGAUCCUAGUGGUAACGUGAUUCUCAUCAGUAAAGUUGACGGGGGAAAUGGCCAGAUAGGAAAAAUUCCUGCAGCGGCUUUCCAAAACAACGCAAUUUACCAAAUACCGAAGUCAGCCAUCCUAAACAUCCCCUGGACAUCCCACUACGACCCCGUGGGUGGGGAUAUCUCCCCGAAUGGCCGUGAAGUUCUGCUGAGGACUCAUAAUUCACUAUUUUACUGGAGGGUUGAUAGCAUGGACUACUUAACUACCCUUAGUACUGUGGACCCCGUGGUGGUUUCUCAUGUCAAAGAACACCAGGGCGAGGCUGUCGCGUGGGACACCCUUGGAAACGGUUACUUCACGUGCAGUGAGGGACAUAACCAACCGAUCUACUAUUUCAGGCGUGCUUCCAAUUAACAUGGCAGUAGAUGUGACUACCUGUACACUGGGAAAAUAUAGAUCUUUACGCAAUAAAGUCAUUGAUGAAAUUAGAAA